GCGAGGUAGGGGAGCUGUACUAAUGGCGGAGAACGUACGGUCGCCUUUUGAGUACCGGGAGCCACCGACCCUCGACAGCGACGGGGAUGGGAGCAAACCGCCUUUGCCGCCCCGGGGGAGGGGGUGUGUCAGGAAAAGGAAGGGUACCCCUGUGAAAGUGUGUGACCGGGCCUACGUGACAGAGGAUGAAGAGGAGGAGGAAGAGGAGAGUCUGUCUGAACACAGCUACAGUCCAGGUGAUGGACAGUACCCGGACGGAGCGGAGGACAGACUGCCUCCAACCGGAAGCCCUUAUUACCUCGCCGACCCCUCCCAGCUCUGUGUGUCGGAGCUGGGCGAGGAGGGGGCGAGUGGGGUCCGGGGGCCAGUGCUCUUCCACCCCCCGCCCAACUGUAGGAUCCGAGAGGUGCACUGCGGGAGUCAGGUGCGGCUGGUCGUCAUAGCGAUUCGAGACAUCGCCAAAGGGGAGGAGAUCACAGUGGACUACAGCCUGAUGGACUGGGGAGAGAACGCCAUGGAUGAAGAGCCUGGCCCCCACCCGCUGUCUCUCUCCGACUACCUCACCCCCUCCUGGUCCCUCUCCCCCUCCUCCUCCCCGCUAACCCACACUGAGCCCAGCGAUUCGGACCGAGAGGAGGAGGAGGAAGACGACGAUGACGACGAAGAAGAAGAGAUGGAGGAGUUGAGGGGCCGCAUGCUCCGCCGCCGAAAGAAGCGCAAAAUAGCCACCCCCCCCGUCACCGCCAAGAAGAAGAGUGUCGCCACCCCCAGGGCCGGACCCGGGCGCCCCUGCUCAUCCUCCUUCUCCCGGCUGGCUGCCUCCUCGACCUCGACCCCAACCGUGGCCCAGACCCCGUCUCAGCCCGUCACCCCACUGGCGCCCCCCACCACCAACAUCAACAACAACAUCAACAUAAACAUUGGCAGCUCCAGUGGGGCCACUGUCAGCCGACGGCAGCACUGCCCCUACUGCGGCCGCCACUACCGCUCUCUGGCACGCCACCUGGAGAAACACCAUGCCAACCAGCCGGAGGUCAGGGCUGCCAUGGAGCUAUCCGCACUCCACACACACCCUUCCUCCUCUACCUCCUCCUCGCACGGCCACAUCUUCGCCUCCCCCCAGCCCUCCUCUUCCUCUACUCCCGCCCCUCCCCCUCUUUUCUCCAGGGAGAGAGAGAGGGAUGCGGUGGCCGCUCGAAGUUCCUCGGGGGCGGUCUCCUUUUCACUCUCGCUCUCCCCACCCUCGGCCUCUCAGUCGGCCGCGGCCAAAAAAGCCUCCAACGUAUCGGUUCAGACGCCCAAGCCAGGCUCCGCCCCUGCAGUGGCCCCGGUGAAAAGUCCUCCCACAUCCACGCCACCCAGGAGGGGCCGCAAGCCGAAGAGAGAGAAGGAGGAGCAGCAGAAAGCGGAGGAGUCCAUCAGGAGCAAAGAGGAAGAGAUACCUCCACCUCCUACCCCCAAGCCGGAGGAAGAAGAGCUGGAUGAGGAGCUGAGUGGAGCGGGGACCGUAGAGAGUCCUGGGGACUGGAGUACACAGCUGGCUAGCUCCCACAGACACCACAUGCCCCCUCUCCUCUCUUCCCUCUCCUGCCUGGUGCUCUACCUGAGCCGGCAGCAGCACUCUUCCUUCUUGUCUCUCACUCGCUCUCCCAGUUCGGCUGAGGCCUGGCGCCUCCUCUGCCAUUCCAGCCUGGCGCUGCUCAUCCUCUACAACCGCCACCGAGAGUGUGAAGUGGCCAAGCUCACCACCCAGGACUACCACAACCGCACCACCCCCCCAAGCCCCACUCUGACCCAGGCUAACACGGCCAACACCCCCCCGACAGGCAUGGAGGCCAUCCUCUCCCCCUUCGAGCAUCAGGUGCUCUGCCACCUCCCCCGGGCAGGUGUGCUGGGCAAGAGGGGGCGCAUCCAGCCCCUCAUCCUGCCCCCGCACUGCGAGUCCUGCCUGGAGCUGCUCCUUCAGACCUCCUCCAACGUGGGCGUCGACCCCCACAGCCCCUACGUCUUCUCCCGGCCCUUCCAUUCGCCCGCCACGCCGCUCCGGGGCACCGACCUACUGCGCAACCUGGCGCGGGCCAGCGGCGCCAAGAACCCCCGGGCGUUGACCCAGACACGGGCGCGCCAGCAGGUAGCCAUUCUCACCCAGCUACUGCUCCUGGAGGAAGGCGAGGGGCAGGGCCAGCCGGGCGGGGCUGCCGCCAAGCGCCUGGAAGAAUUCCUGCAGAGGGAGUACCACGUGACCCAGAGCUGCGCCACAAUAGGCCGAGACCCGGCGCUGAUGGGCCGUGUGGGCAGGGUGGUGAUCUAUGGGGAAAAGGAGGGGGUCCUCUUCAGAGGGAUGAGUCUGCAGCACAUCUGUCUAGAGCUGGAUGUGAUGUCAGGAAACUCUGCGGACUCCUUCUCAGACGACUCGGACGUGGAGGCAGAGAAGGUUAAGGAGAAGGUUAAAGAGAAGGUUAAGGAGAAGGUGGAGGAGAAGGAGAAGGUGGGGGAGGUGAAGAAGCAACCAGGUCAACCCCCCAGCAAGAAUAAAGCCCCCGCUCCCUCCCCGGUCAACCCCUCGCUCCCUGGUGCCCACAAGAGGAGGAUCAUUCAGCCCAAAUCCGGGAAGCGUGGGGUGCUGAAACGGCCCUGGUCGGAGGCGGAGCGCAUCGCCGUGGAGACGCACCUGAAGAGGAACAUCAUGGAGCAGCGCGUGCCAGCCAAGGCGGACUGCGAGCGCUGCCUGCAGCUCUGUCCCCUGCUGGUCAGCAACCAGCGUGACUGGAGAGCCAUCAAGUUCUACUGCCACAACCGUAUCCAGCUACUGAAGAAGCAAGGCAGGAGGGAGAGGGCAGGGAACUCUGUUAGAUAGAGAUGGGAGAGAGCGAGAGAACUGACUUCAACCAUCUGGAGUGGCCCUAUUCUAGUCCUGGAGAAGUGCAGUCUGCUUGUUUUUCGUCCGAAUUUACCUGACCUCUGACCUGACCUUAGAGGUCGUUCCUGGGACUAGGUGUGCACUAUCAGUCCUAGCCCUGUAGCCCAGUAAUGCAGUGUUGUCUUCAUCAAGAAUCAAGGAGAGAAUUAACUGGGAUUAGUUGAAAUAUCUCCUCUGAUCAGGGGACAUAUCGACAUAGUGUCUCAAAAGGGGUCUAGGAAUCCUGUUUAAAACCGGGUUUUUAAAGACAACAAAAAAACUCCCAGCUCACAGUAGGUUUUAGCUUGGUAAGAUACUGACCAGAUAAACUCUGAACCAGGAGUAACAUCAACUCCUAAAAAGGUUCAUCUCAGCUGGUCGUCACGACAGUUUGAAGUACCGCAAAGGAAAGAUGGUGAUGAGUCUCAUCGUUGUAAAUUAUGGGAAAUAACCAAUCACGAAGAGGCAUGGCCAGCUGUGAACUGUAUAGCACGUUUUCAGACACCCAGAUGAACGUGACCGUACAUCAAAUGUUGCAAUGAUAAAACACUUGAUAUAAUUUGUCUGACACGAUCACUUUGCCUAACUCCUAAUUAUUGCCUAAUAUGUUGGCAUGCAUAACCUUCUUUUUUUUUUACCAAUUCUGAUGUUGUUGUUUUUUUAAAGCGGAAGUUUUAUAAUAUGGUCGCUACUGUACGGUACUGUAGGCAUCACGUCUCUUACUGAUAAUGUUGCAUUAAAACCUAUCAUUUUCAACACCCAAUCAAAGUUAACAUAGGCCCGAAAUACCUUCAGUGGCCCAAUAUUACUUAGGCAUAUUAUUUAACAGUGUUGCAGGCCUUUAAAUGAUAACUGGUGAGGUCAGAUCAUGAGGUCUCUUAAAUAUCUGUCAACUAGUUUAGGUUUAAUGCCUAGCUUUAAUUUUUUUUAUUUUACCCGUAAGAGUAGGAGUAAAAUGUCUCUAUUCUCAGCACUUACGACACAUUUUCUACUCCUGAGACGCUUUGUGGAUACGGGCCCUGGAUUACGAAACAACAGUCCUAGAAGUUCCUGGAGAAUCCCGAGUUUAAAACCCUUUUAUUUCAAUCUGUUGGAACAGUAUACAGGGAAAUGACUGAGAAAGUGAGGGAGUUCAGAGGAGUGGACCCCCACCUCCACUGAAAGCUGAAGACCAAAUGUGAAUAUUACGUUGUCUUUACAAAGAUGUAGGAAGAAACACAUGGAUUAAACCAAUACGACCCCCCCACCACCACCACCCUAGAAUGAGCAUACAUGUCAUGUGGGAGGAGCUGUUUGAUACAUGUCAUGUGGGAGGAGCUGUUUGAUACAUGUCAUGUGGAAGGAGCUGUUUGAUACAUGUCAUGUGGGAGGAGCUGUUUGAUACUUGUCAUGUGGGAGGAGCUGUUUGAUACAUGUCAUGUGGGAGGAGCUGUUUGAUACUUGUCAUGUGGGAGGAGCUGUUUGAUACAUGUCAUGUGGGAGGAGCUGUUUGAUACUUGUCAUGUGGGAGGAGCUGUUUGAUACAUGUCAUGUGGGAGGAGCUGUUUGAUACUUGUCAUGUGGGAGGAGCUGUUUGAUACAUGUCAUGUGGGAGGAGCUGUUUGAUACUUGUCAUGUGGGAGGAGCUGUUUGAUACAUGUCAUGUGGGAGGAGCUGUUUGAUACAUGUCAUGUGGGAGGAGCUGUUUGAUACAUGUCAUGUGGGAGGAGCUGUUUGAUACUUGUCAUGUGGGAGGAGCUGUUUGAUACAUGUCAUGUGGGAGGAGCUGUUUGAUACUUGUCAUGUGGGAGGAGCUGUUUGAUACUUGUCAUGUGGGAGGAGCUGUUUGAUACAUGUCAUAUGGGAGGAGCUGUUUGAUACGUGUCAUAUGGGAGGAGCUGUUUGAUACUUGUCAUGUGGGAGGAGCUGUUUGAUACAUGUCAUGUGGGAGGAGCUGUUUGAUACAUGUCAUGUGGGAGGAGCUGUUUGAUACAUGUCAUGUGGGAGGAGCUGUUUGAUACAUGUCAUAUGGGAGGAGCUAUGGAUAACUGACUGGCGUGAACUCUAACCAUUACUAUCACGGCCAGCUGUGUUUUUAACAGUGUCGAUCAAAGUAUUGGACCAUGAUGCACCAGUGAACUUGUUCACGCAUAACUCUGUACCACGGUUUCAGUUAAACGAAUAUGAAACAAGGCACGCAUACUUUAAAUUGUGUAUCAUGUCUGGUUUUUUAGUUUUUUUUAUAUAUUUUGUAGUCAUUUUACUCGACAAUAUAAUAUGGUCUUGUUAGUAACAAAUGUAAAUACGUGUUAAUCAAGAAUGAAAUUUGAUGUAGUAGUGGUUAUAAAGUUGGUCGUAUUGUGCUAAGGUGUACAUAUUGUAAAUACCACAUUUUGAAGUGUUUUCUGAACCACAAAUUGUAACGUGAUAUUUUGCACUAUGGUAACAGAAGUAACAGAAACAGGUUAUCUGCAGUACUGCAAAAACAAAAUAAACAAAAAAAUCUGAA
Molecule: messenger RNA, 5387 nt
Organism: Oncorhynchus kisutch (coho salmon)
Lineage: Eukaryota; Metazoa; Chordata; Actinopteri; Salmoniformes; Salmonidae
Exons: 8
Coding region: 23-2857 (944 amino acids)
Molecular function (GO): protein binding
Source: RefSeq, a predicted model, not a curated record